AUGAAAUGUGCUCGAACCCUACUGAUCUUUUUAUUGACGGUUAUGAAUAGACGAACAGAAGUCCCCAAAACAGUAUUUAUCAAGUUAAUCAAUGAAUCAAGUGUUUUACAUACACAAUGGAUUAUGCAAAAAAGUAUUGGUCUUUACAAUUGUGGAAAAGAUGAAAUAAAUUAUCCGACAAAGUUUAUAGAGCAAUCAGCACCUAUUAUUUCUGAAAAUAGUCCAUCAUCUAUCACAAAUGUAAGCGAUUCAAGUCUAGGAAAAUCACAGACAUGGUCAUCUGCUACUGAACUAGAAAAUGAAGAGGAACAUAUAUCAAGUCCAGCAAAAGAACCACCUAAAUUAGUUAAAUCUAGUGUUUUACGUCAAAUAUUAACUUAUAAGCAGUAUCUAUUGGGUAUACUUAUAGGCUUAUUAAUUGGUGGUUCUGUUGUGGGUGGAGCAUUGUAUGGGUCUACAAAAUCCACAGCAUCAGUGACUAACACAACUCCAUUAACAACAGAUAAUCCAACAAUUGAUCAACUUAUUUCUGCAGCAGUCACCGUUCUAACAAGUAAUACAAAUAAUAAUUAUACAUGUGUUAUAGUAUGUGCUUAA
Didymodactylos carnosus is the source of this 597-nucleotide messenger RNA. The record is from the annotation of a GenBank genome assembly. Lineage: Eukaryota; Metazoa; Rotifera; Eurotatoria; Philodinida; Philodinidae.